Messenger RNA from Bactrocera oleae (olive fruit fly), 3375 nucleotides. Its product is annotated as tetraspanin-33. Lineage: Eukaryota; Metazoa; Arthropoda; Insecta; Diptera; Tephritidae. Gene Ontology annotation, cellular component: plasma membrane. The record is from RefSeq and is a predicted model, not a curated record.
AUGCCAGAAAUUAAUUUUUAAUAAAAAGCGCCUCCGUCUUUACUUGUCAAAGCGAUUUGAUUGAGAUAAGGAUUUCAUUUCGGAAACAUAAAGAAAUUAAAGUUUUCACAUAUGGUUUAAUAAAUAUAAAUUUUUUUAUAGAAAUAUACGUCCGUAUUUUUUUAAGUUUUAGGCAUAUAAAACGUUUGUCAUGAAAUUACGAGUACAGAAAAGAGGACGGAAGCGAAGUGUAUAAGAUAUGUUGCUAAAGAAAAAGUGUAAAAAAUAUGUGUCCGGGUUUAAUUUAGAUAUAAGCACCACAAAUAUUUUGUCACAAGUUUGAACAAACUUAAAGUAAAAAAAUAAAUAUUAAUAAGGAAGGAGAGAAAUUGAUUAAGGCAUCUGAGACUAUUUGGACAAGUGGCUCACAACAAAACCAACACCAGCGUUGCUUUAAAGUUUUGAGACAAAAAUAAUCCAUUGUAGCUAUGAGUAAUUAUCGUCACCAUGGAGGAGGCGGUGGCUAUAGUGGAAUCGAAAUCCGAAACAUGCAUCCACGAAUCUCUCAAAAUUUCACUUACGUUAGUUCAUGUGUUAAAUAUCUAAUCUUCAUGCUAAAUUUCAUAUUCUGGCUUUCGGGAGGAUUAUUGCUGGGUAUCGGUCUUUAUGCUUUUAUGGACAAAUGGGAAGCUACUGGAUGGGUUCGUCUUGAAACAUUUUACGAUGUAGUACUUAACAUCUCUUUAGUAAUGAUGCUGACUGGAAUACUUAUUUCUGUAGUCAGUUUUGCUGGUUGCCUUGGUGCGCUGCGUGAAAAUACAUGUUUACUAAAAUUCUAUACUAUGUGCUUACUAAUGUUUUUUCUUUUGGAAUUGGCCAUUGCCAUAAUGGGAUUUGUUUUUCCACAUAAUAUGAAUUCUUUCCUGGAAGACAAAUUCACUGAUAAAAUUAUACAUUCGUAUCGUGAUGACCCAGAUUUACAAAAUCUUAUCGAUUUUGCACAACUUGAAUUUAAAUGCUGUGGAUUAAGCAACUCUGGAUAUCAAGACUGGAGCAAGAAUGAGUAUUUCAACUGCUCAUCACCAUCAGUUGAGCGUUGCGGCGUUCCAUAUAGUUGUUGUAUUAACGCAACUGACAUCAGUUCGGGUUUGGUUAACAUUAUGUGCGGUUAUGGCGUUCAAGAACACUCCGUUGCGGCAGCCAGCAAACGUAUUUGGACUAGUGGUUGUAUUGAGAUUGUUCGUGUUUGGGCAGAACGAAACUUAUAUACUAUAGCAGGCAUUGCUCUAGGAGUUGCUCUAAUACAACUUUUUAUCAUAUAUUUAGCUAAAACUCUAGAAGGGCAAAUAGAUCUGCAGAAAUCGCGUUGGAAUGCGUGAGUUCUUUUAAUGUGAAAAAAUAUAUUGAGUGCGUUUGGUAGGUAUAUUUCCAUAUCGUAAACAUGUAAACUUUCCAUUUUUAUUGGUAUGUUAGUUAUUUAAACAAAUAGUGUUUAUAAUUUUUAUAUAAAUUUUGAAUAGAGAGUAUAUAAGACAGUAUGUUGCUCUUUUCGCUCAAAAGUAUAUUGAUAAUAUUGAAUUUAAAACGCAUUUAAUACAUUUUUUUUACAAUAAAUCACCAUCGAGUGAAAUAGUUUUUAUCGUACAAAUCGUGUUCAGGGGUAUUUGUACGUUAUGAUGACACGUUGGUGCUGCAUUUAGCAUUUCCAGCAUUUUCUUAGUCUAGUACUAAAAAUAGAUUGCCACAAAAAAUACUUCUUCUAACUUUGAUUUUAAUCUUAUUUUUUAUUAUUCUCGAAUGUAUGCAAUAAUAUUUGUAAGUAAUUUUGACUACUAUAUCUAUGUAUUACUGCAAAUUGCAAAAACACUCCUAUGUUUAUGUGUUCAUUAUAAUCAUUGCAUAUUAAAUUAUAUUUAUAAUAUACAAAUACCUUUUAUAAUUUGGCACACACUAAUAGAAAUAUACAGAUAUCGAUAUAAAGAAUCUCAAAAUUAAUUAAAUCAUUAGAUCAUCUUCGAAAUUUUUAGUGGGCCCUGAUUACAAAAACAGUUCGAUUGAUAGAAAUUCAUAAUUUCAAAUACGUUUGAACGACAUUUGAUUUAAUUGAAAUAAAUCUAACUCAGAAUUUUAGCAAAGGGACCCCCAAAAAUUCGGUUGAUUAAGAAAAAUAAUUUGCUUACAAGCAAGCAUAGUUUUUUUUUAACUGUGUAGCAUAGUUUAACAAAAGUGUCAGUAAAUUUUUAUAUGUAAUAUAAUCGUUUUAUAUAAAUUUAGUAUAUUCUUUAAAUUUAUAUAUACCAAAUAAUUCAAAGCAAUGCUUUAAUGAUAUAGAGUUUGUCUUUAUGCAAUAAAAAUUAUAAACCUAUCAUUUUGUUUUAAUGCGAUUAUAAAGCGAAUAAGCACAUAUUUAGUUUUUAAGUUACUUAUUAAAAACAAAUUUGCAUUAUUCUUUAUUCCAAAGUUAGUUCAAUAAAUGUACAUACAUGUUCAAGUCAUCAAUACUUAUCGACUCCUUUUCAGUCUUUUUUCUGACUUCUUGGAGUAAUUUCUUACGCUUAGCGAUCAGCAUUUUAGACUUUUUUGACCGCUCAGCUAAAUCAUUCUCCAACUGCAAUAUUUCACUUAUUCUUUUUCGUAGUAGCAAAUCAAGUUGAUGCAGCAAUGACACCAUUGUUUCAGUAGUAACACAUUGCGACAGAGGUUGUAGUAUUUUAUCAAGCGAUUUAGAGAAAAACCCCAAAAUACUAGCUUUCUUUAUAGUAAAGUUGUCACAUUCCUCCAGGAAUAAGGUGUUUUCUUCCCAGCGAUGCUUUGCUGAAUUGGGUAUCUCUAGUCUUCUUCCCAUUCGUUGCAAAAUUUCUUCUGACACUCGCUCAUUAUCUGGCCUUGCACUAUUUCGACCUAAUGCCAAUUUUAAAUCACACUCUAAGUAAAUUUGUGCAUAAGCACACUUGUUCUGCCUGCACAAUUGAUACAAUUUAUAUCUCAUACUACGAUAGUAAUUAUUAUCAUCACAUAGAAUUAUGAAAUCGUGGCAAUUUGCAUUUUCAGAUAACUUUACAGAUUUAAUGAUAUCUUUUGCUAUAUAGGCGUUUUCAUUUAAUUCACAUAUAAGCAAGUUUAUAGUUUCCAAGAUUUUGCUACGUUGUAAUUUUAAUUCUAUUUCUGCAUUAAGAGUAUGUUCUUGUGCUGGCAGAAAAUCGUCAUAACAAAGAUGAAUGACGUUGAACUGUUGUUGAGGGAUCGACAAGAUCCAACUACUAAAUGUACUUUUUCCAGCAGCUGGUAAACCAAUUAAGGCUACGAGGCAAAUACGUGUCGACAUUAAUGGAGCUAAGAGGUAAUAUGUAGCUUAAAACAAAUCUUAUGAAUAAAGCUAAAACAUACGAAUAAUAA